AAACCACUGAAAAGACAGGGUUAAGAACACAAAGUGAGCUGCACACCAUAUAUGGAGAAACCCGUUUCUUAAAACUAGUGAUGAACUCAUGCUCUGUUCUGUUUUCUCAAAGCUGAAGUCGGCUAGGUUUGCAAAGCUGUGGGCUGAGCACUCAGGCAAUCACACUCUCAGAAACUGCGGCGGCUCUGGACUGCAGCCUCCCAAAGCUCCAUGCCAGACAAAGCAUGCGUGUCACACUUGCUACAAUAGCCUGGAUGGUUUCUUUUGUCUCCAAUUAUUCACACACAGCAAAUAUUUUGCCAGAUAUCGAAAAUGAAGAUUUCAUCAAAGACUGCGUUCGAAUCCAUAACAAGUUCCGAUCAGAGGUGAAACCAACAGCCAGUGAUAUGCUAUACAUGACUUGGGACCCAGCACUAGCCCAAAUUGCAAAAGCAUGGGCCAGCAAUUGCCAGUUUUCACAUAAUACACGGCUGAAGCCACCCCACAAGCUGCACCCAAACUUCACUUCACUGGGAGAGAACAUCUGGACUGGGUCUGUGCCCAUCUUUUCUGUGUCUUCCGCCAUCACAAACUGGUAUGACGAAAUCCAGGACUAUGACUUCAAGACUCGGAUAUGCAAAAAAGUCUGUGGCCACUACACUCAGGUUGUUUGGGCAGACAGUUACAAAGUUGGCUGCGCAGUUCAAUUUUGCCCUAAAGUUUCUGGCUUUGACGCUCUUUCCAAUGGAGCACAUUUUAUAUGCAACUACGGACCAGGAGGGAAUUACCCAACUUGGCCAUAUAAGAGAGGAGCCACCUGCAGUGCCUGCCCCAAUAAUGACAAGUGUUUGGACAAUCUCUGUGUUAACCGACAGAGAGACCAAGUCAAACGUUACUACUCUGUUGUGUAUCCAGGCUGGCCCAUAUAUCCACGUAACAGAUACACUUCUCUCUUUCUCAUUGUUAAUUCAGUAAUUCUAAUACUGUCUGUUAUAAUUACCGUUUUGGUACAGCACAAGUACCCUAAUUUAGUUCUUUUGGACUAAUACAAUUCAGGAAAGAAAAAAACCCAAAAACCAACCUUAUUCAUGUAUGGCUUUUUUUAAACCAAUAACAAUUAGGUGUACUUCUAUUUUAAAACAUUUCAGAAAAAAAAUAUGUUAUAGCAAUACUCUUACUCAAAAGAAGAAAUUUCCUAACUCUAUCAAUCAGAUAAACUCAUCUUUACUAUAAAUAAGCAUUACUUGCAGGUUGCCACAGGUGGACUUUUAGUAAGUAACCUAACCCAUGUUUCAGCUUCUAAAUCUGCAAAAUGAGCAAGGUACAGUAGCACAUUUUUAGGUGAUUCUUAGUAACUCCAGUAGCCUUCAUUAGUUAAAAACAUUAUUUUUUGCAUGCUGCUUCGACUCUAAAUAUCUGGUUUUCCCUGUCUUUUUGGUUUACCACUUCCCCAGAUUCAGAACAGAGGAGUAACUAGGGGAUCUGAUUUUAGAGGCCUUAAUUUUCUGUUCAUGGACUGUUAAAAGUAAAACCAAAUUUUCAAAAGGGAUAAACCUAAAUAUUUACUUGUUAUCAUCAGAGAGGGAACAUCAAAUGCUGGGACAUCAUUACUAACCAAUAGCAUCAGACACUGGAUUUAAUGGAUAAUCACAAUGGUCGUAAUGUAUACAAAGACAUAUAUACCACUUUCUAGUAUAAAUUUUUCAAAAAAUACAAUAAUAUAAUUUAUAAAGAACACUCUUUAUGAACAACCACCACCACCAAAAAAAAAAAAAAAAAGCCCUCAGAAAAUUUCUCACAAAUAAGGCAACUAAUGCCUGGUAUCUCAAAAUCCUUUACAAAAGGAGAUAGAUAGUUCUAGUCAAGGAGUUUUGGGUAUGUUACUUUUUUUUCUUCUUUUUCUUUUCAUCUGCCUCCAUCUUAAGCGCAAUUUCUUCAGCUGUAAGAGCUCCCAGUUUCUUAUUCUUUGCUUUCUUAACCUUUUCCUUGAUGCUGGCCACAUCAAUUUUAGUUUCAGUAGAAGCUAGACAAAUUAAAAGCACAACACAUGUAAUACUUUAGAUUUUACCAAGUAAAAUGAAGAAUAUAUGUUUAAGGCAGUAACUUCAGAGUACUCUUAUCAGAGCACUCUUAUAAUUGAAUAACUGAAAGAUCACAGUAUAAAAUAUAAAAACACUUGCCUAAAGCAGUUAGAAAUUUCUUCAGACUAAGAUAAAACAAAUCAUAAAAUACUUUAUAUAGUAGUACAAGUAUACAUAAAAGUGGCAUAAAUGGCAUAAUUGAACCAAUUACUGGAUUCAACUAUAUUAAGACUAUUUCCUUAAAUCCUACUUCAGACUAAAUUAUUUUACCUACAUUCUUUUCCAUAUUUUGGAACCAUAUUUUGGAACUUUUGAGUCCUCAUUAUUUUCCAUCUUGCACAUUAAAAUAAUUUAAAAUUACAUGUAUCCCUUCUCAGUAAGUUUAAUCAGCUAACCCUAAGCUAGAGGUCAAAAUCUACUUCCUCUAAUAUCAAAACCAAAAUUUAAAGUUUUCCAAAUAUUAAUUCAAUAUUAAUUGAAUAGUCAAUGAAUUAAUUCAUUUAAUAUUAGAUUAAUUCAUUGAAUAUUAAUAAUAUUAGAUUAAUUCAUUGAAUAUUAAUUUGAUGAAUGACUAAUAGUAUUUUAACAAGAUUUUGGUAUAUUUAACAACAUUUUGGUAAUAAAGACAAUAAUUUGGGAGUAUUUGGAAGUCCCUCUAAUAGAAGCCAACUAUCUAAUCAAUGCCAAAAGUGUGAACAAAAUAGAGAAAGGAAGCAGUGAAAAAGAAUGCAACUUUUUCUUACCAUUCAAAGUACAGGAUCACAGCAUAAAAGAAUCAUAAGAUAAGGCCGGGCGCGGUGGCUCACGCCUGUAAUCCCAGCACUUUGGGAGGCCGAGGUGGGCGGAUCACGAGGUCAGGAGAUCGAGACCACGGUGAAACCCCAUCUCUACUAAAAAUACAAAAAAUUAGCCGGGCGCAGUGGCGGGCGCCUGUAGUCCCAGCUACUCGGGAGGCUGAGGCAGGAGAAUGGCGUAAACCCGGGAGGCGGAGCUUGCAGUGAGCCGAGAUUGCACCACUGCACUCCAGCCUGGACGACAGAGCGAGACUCAGUCUCAAAAAAAAAAAAAAAAAAAUCAUAAGAUAAAACAUCAUAAUGUACAAACUACCUAGCAACCUGAGAAGCACAGAGUGUUAAAGCCUCCACCGUGUGGAGAAACUAAAUUAGGGUAACUAGCUAUUGAGUACCUUCAAAGCACUCAACUGACAGGUUGUACAAACUGGAAAUUAUAAUAAUACUUACGACAUUUCUACCUUUUAUAUAACCAAUAAUCUACCAUAGAAUAUAGUAUUUUUAAAGCUAUUAACAAACAAUAUAUUAAAAUAAUAAUGUAUUAUAUCUGUUUCUGACCAAGUCUACGUACAAUAUUGCUGGUGAGCCCUCUCCCUUCAGUGUGUCACUGUUCACUUUGGAGGGUUACUUUAGGAAGAGGACAAGUGUUACCACAGGGGAAAAAAAAUGCAGAAGAGGAUGCAUCAGAAGAAAUGAAGAAAUGGCAUGAGAAUGUUUUCUCUUAGUGUCUUUUAAAUACUAGGUUAGUGCGAAAGUGAUUUCUGCCAUUUAAAAACCACAAUCACUUUCGCACUAAUAGCUCCUGAAUAAGACCUGUCAGCAUCCUUUAGUCUAAGGUGAUGAGAAAUCCAUGUUACCAAUAUAGAAGCCAAACUCUAAGGCAAGAUCACAUAAAGAGAAGAAAAAGUACAACUUCUGAUAAUUCCUCUUUGAGAGGCAUGACAGCAGAGCUCAGGGAUCUUCUUGCAUUUCUACAGAAGAUGCACUGGCUGCCCUGGGUUUGUAUCUUUCACAACAAAGAGUCUUUUCCAAGCACAGACCAGAGGUCAGGAGAGGAUUGUCAAUCCAGUUUGCACUGAAAUAGGCAUUAGCUGCCUCUGAAUUAUAAAUUAUCUCAGCCAUCCCUUGUCCUUAGGAUUCGUAAUUAAUGAAAUGCUAAGAGAACUGAUGAAAAGAUACAACUGUUUCUUAAAGAGAUUCAGACAAAUUUACUAUGGGUUUACUUUGCCUAAUUAAUAAAGACUUUUACAUCAUAGAAAGCAUUACCUUCCUUAGGUUUCACAGUUGGUUUUUCCUUAGGUGGAAUAAAUGCUUUGUUUCUUUCCUCUUGUCUCUUACUGAUGGCUUCUGCUUGUUUAGCCUACAUUAAUAAAUAAAAAAUACAUCAGUUAAA
Gorilla gorilla gorilla (western lowland gorilla) is the source of this 4244-nucleotide messenger RNA. It is a transcript of the gene GLIPR1, whose product is annotated as GLI pathogenesis related 1. NCBI's taxonomy places the organism in Eukaryota, Metazoa, Chordata, Mammalia, Primates, Hominidae. The record is from RefSeq and is a predicted model, not a curated record. Gene Ontology annotation, cellular component: extracellular region. The transcript has 6 exons. Bases 225 to 1025 code for a protein of 266 amino acids.